AUGAGCCGCCAGUUUAGUUCUCAGUCUGCAUUUAGCUCGAGGAGCAGGAGGGCCUAUAGCUCCAGGUCUUCAUCAGGCUUUGGAGGUGGGAGACAGGCUCUGGUGUCUGUGAGUCAGUCGAGGAGGUGUGGAGGUGAUUAUGGUGGUGGGUUCAGUUCCAGGAGUCUCUACAGUCUGGGUGGUAGUAAAAGCAUCUUUGGGAACCUAGUGGGACGAAGUGCCAGUGGUUUCUGCCAGAGUAGAGGGCCAGGAGGAGGAUUUGGAGGAGGAAUCGGAGGAGGAAUUGGAGGAGGAAGAGGCUUUGGUGGAGGUGGCUUUGGUGGUGGCUAUGGCGGAGGUGGCAGAUUUGGAGGUGGUUUUGGGGGUGCUGGAUUUGGACCUGGGGGCUUCGGUCCUUCUUAUCCUCCUGGGGGCAUCCAUGAGGUGACUAUUAACCAGAGUCUCCUGGAGCCCCUUCAUCUGGAGGUGGAUCCUGAAAUUCAGAGGGUCAAGACCCAGGAGCGGGAACAGAUCAAGAUCCUCAACAACAAGUUUGCCUCCUUCAUUGACAAGGUGCGGUUCCUGGAGCAGCAGAACCAGGUGCUACAGACAAAAUGGGAGCUGCUGCAGCAGGUGAACACCUCCACCCGGACCAGCAGCCUGGAGCCAGUCUUCGAGGAGUUCAUCAGUCAGCUGCAGAGGCAGGUGGAUGCUCUGACCACCGAGCAGUCGCGCCAGAACACGGAGAUCAGGAACAUGCAGGAUGUCGUGGAGGACUACAAGAACAAGUAUGAGGAUGAAAUCAACAAGCGGACCAAUGCAGAGAAUGACUUUGUUGUUCUGAAGAAGGAUGUGGAUGCUGCUUUCAUGGGCAAAUCAGACUUGCAGUCCAAAGUGGACACACUGUAUGGGGAGAUCAACUUCCUGAAAUAUCUAUUUGAUACGGAGCUGUCCCAGAUACAAACCAGCGUCAGUGAUACCAAUGUCAUCUUGUCAAUGGACAAUAACCGCUCCCUGGACCUGGACAGCAUCAUCGAUGCCGUACGAGCCCAGUAUGAAAUAAUUGCACAGAAGAGCAAAGACGAGGCUGAGGCCCUGUACCAGACCAAGUACCAGGAGCUGCAGAUUACAGCUGGGAAACACGGAGACGACCUGAAGAAUAGCAAGAUGGAGAUCUCAGAGCUCAACCGUAACAUCCAGAGGCUGCGGGCAGAGAUCGCCAAUGCCAAGAAGCAGGUCGAAGGGAUGCACGGAUUGAUUUCUGAUGCGGAGGAGAGAGGAGAAAGGGCUCUCCAGAACGCCAAGCAGAAGCUGCAAGAAUUGGAAGAGGCCCUCCAGCAGACUAAGGAGGACCUGGCCAAGCUGCUGAGAGACUACCAAGCAAUGCUGGGUGCCAAGCUGUCCUUGGACGUCGAGAUCGCCACCUACCGCCAGCUUUUGGAGGGCGAGGAGAGCAGGAUGUCGGGGGCGCUGCAGAGUCAAGUGAGCAUCUGUAAGUAGCAGCCUGGUGGUGGUGGGGGGAGUGGCGGUGGCGGCAGGAACUUCAGCUCAGGCUCUGCCGGCCUAGUCAGCUUCCAGCGCAGAUCCACCAGCAGCUCUAUGCGCCGCAGCGGUGGAGGUGGUGGUGGGAGAUUUUCAGGAGGAGGCUUCUGUGGGAGUUCUGGUAGUGGCUUUGGAAGUAAGAGUCUUAUGAAUCUUGGAGGUGGUAGGAGCAUCUCCAAGAGUGUGGCUGGAGGUGGUGGCAGCUUCUGUGGUGGCUUUGGGGGUGGCAGCUAUGGCGGUGGUGGCUUUGGGGGUGGCAGCUUCGGCGGUGGUGGCCUUGGGGGUGGCAGCUUCGGCGGUGGUGGCUUUGGAGGGAGUGGUUUUGGCGGAGGUCUUGGUGGUGGUGGUGGCUUUGGUAGUGGAGGUGGUUUUGGUGGUGGUAGAUUUGGUAGUAUGGGGCCUGUCUGUCCCCCUGGUGGCAUCCAGGAAGUGACCAUCAACCAGAGCCUUCUGCAACCCCUCAAUGUCGAGGUCGACCCUCAGAUUCAAAAAGUGAAGUCUCAGGAGAGAGAGCAGAUCAAGACACUCAAUAACAAAUUUGCCUCCUUCAUCGACAAGGUGCGCUUCCUAGAGCAACAGAACCAGGUGCUACAAACCAAAUGGGAGCUGCUGCAGCAGGUAGACACCACAACCCGGACCCAAAACUUAGAUCCUUUUUUUGAGAACUAUAUCAGCAUCCUCAGAAGGAAGGUGGACUCGCUGAAGAGUGACCAGUCACGGAUGGAUUCUGAGCUGAAGAACAUGCAAGACCUGGUGGAAGAGUACAGGACCAAGUACGAGGAUGAAAUCAACAAGAGGACCAACGCAGAGAAUGAGUUCGUGACCAUCAAGAAGGAUGUGGAUUCAGCUUACAUGAACAAAGUUGAGCUUCAGGCCAAGGCGGAUGCCCUCCAGCAAGACAUUGACUUCUUCUCCGCACUCUACCAAAUGGAAAUGUCUCAGAUGCAAACUCAAAUCAGCGAAACCAAUGUUGUCCUGUCCAUGGACAACAACCGCAAUUUGGAUCUGGAUGACAUCAUCUCAGAAGUCAAGGCCCAGUAUGAUAGCAUUUGCCAGAGGAGCAAGGCUGAAGCCGAGACCUUUUACCAGAGCAAGUACGAAGAGCUGCAGGUCACUGCUGGCAAACAUGGAGACACUGUGAGAAAUACCAAGAUGGAGAUUUCUGAGCUGAAUCGAAUGAUCCAGAGACUUCGAUCUGAAAUUGAUGGUUGCAAGAAACAGAUCUCCCAAAUACAGCAGAACAUCAAUGAUGCUGAGCAGCGUGGUGAGAAAGCACUCAAAGAUGCCCAGAACAAGCUGAAUGAGAUAGAGGAUGCCAUGUCGCAAUGCAAGGAGGAUCUUGCCAGAUUGCUGCGUGACUUCCAGGAGCUGAUGAACACCAAGCUGGCCCUGGACAUGGAGAUUGCCACAUACAAGAAACUUCUGGAAGGAGAGGAGAUCAGGAUGUCUGGAGAGUGCACCCCCAACGUGAGCGUGUGUAAGCUCUCUGCAGCGGUGAGCACCAGCCACACGAGCAUGAGCGGAAGCAGUAGCCGAGGAGGCGGCGGCAGCGGCGGCGGCAGAUACGGAGGCGGCGGCAGCUACGGCGGCGGCUCUGGAGGCGGCAGCUACGGCGGCAGUUCUGGAGGCGGCAGCUACGGCGGCAGUUCUGGAGGCAGAGGCAGUGGUGGCAGCUACGGCGGCGGCUCAGGAGGCGGCAGCCACGGAAGUGGCUCCGGGGGCGGCAGCAGUGGAGGCCACAGAGGUGGCUCUGGAGGGGGCGGUGGCAGCUCCGGAGGCAGCUAUGGUGGCUCCUCUGGCGGAGGCCGGGGAGGAUCCAGCUCCGGUGGCGGUGGAGUUAAGUCCUCUGGCAGUUCUACCGUGAAGUUUGUUUCCACCAGUUACUCCCUAGGGACCAAAUAAAGAGGUGGCCACCACCCCAUUAGCUCUGCCUUUCCAUCAAGGCCAAACAUGGCUGGCAAGACCAAGAUCAAUCCCACCAGCCUUGUUAGAGAAAAGAGCUAUGGUUAAUUGCACAGAUUAGGCUUAUUUUCCCUGCGCUUUCUUUUCUGCUCCGCUUGCAAAGAAGUUUUCAUAUUAGUAGCAGUCUGAGUCCCAUGGUAACAAUCCCACUUUAUGUUCUGCUGAACUGCCAUCAGUUCAUCACCAACAUGACAUUUCAAAGAGGACUUCAGAUCUAGGGCUUCCUUGCCUGGCAUGCCCAGAGCACUGGGUUGCCCCUUAGCAUCCCGUAUCCUGCAGCACGCUGAGCUGCUUUGGUUUUGUACAUAAGGUGUUUGCGAGUUUGUCUUUUAUGGAGCGCUCUGAACGACCCCA
Messenger RNA from Mus caroli (Ryukyu mouse), 3837 nucleotides. NCBI's taxonomy places the organism in Eukaryota, Metazoa, Chordata, Mammalia, Rodentia, Muridae. The record is from RefSeq and is a predicted model, not a curated record.